Molecule: messenger RNA, 2652 nt
Organism: Ostrinia furnacalis (Asian corn borer)
Lineage: Eukaryota; Metazoa; Arthropoda; Insecta; Lepidoptera; Crambidae
Gene: Pex16
Product: peroxisomal biogenesis factor 16
Exons: 2
Coding region: 186-1175 (329 amino acids)
Biological process (GO): peroxisome organization
Cellular component (GO): peroxisomal membrane
Source: RefSeq, a predicted model, not a curated record
GCUUUUUGUCUGUGGUGUUUGGUUUUUCGGUCAUCAUUUUGGUUCGACUGUUGAAAAAUAAUUUAUUGAUCGAGUCACGCUCUUAUCACUAAUGGGUUGUUGGUUAUCUUAGUAAAAAAUAAUUACUGUUACUACAUUGAGUACACGGUGAUAUUGUUUACGGGCUACGGCUAACAUAAUUCAAAAUGAACAAGAAGUAUUCUCCAUCAGAACUGUACGAACUUUACAAGAAGUGGGUGAUCAGCAACCCCAACGUUGUGACCGAUGUUGAGACGGUGGCAACAUGGUCGUCUUACUUCGUCGCCGGUAAGAUAAACAAAUCACCAAUCGUAUCAGAGUUCGUCUACGCGGUGUCUAAACUUCUUGCUCUAUUCAACGAUAGACUCAUUAGAGAAGCCUACGGCAAUGAAGUUCAGUAUUACGGGCUGCGGGAACAGAUAAAGAUAUGGCUGACCGUGAUUCACUAUUGUGAAGUGCUUGUUGAACUGGUGGUCAAGCACAAGUACAGCUCCCGAGCUAAAUGGACAGUGGCUACUCUUCUACAGCUGUUCAAGUGCUCCUCGGCGCUCAUUCUCCUGUACAAGUAUAAAGAGAUGCCGAUAUCGCACCCGCCCAUCCCUAUGCUGCAGAGGAAAAAAUUCACAGAGGGCAAAGAGACUGACGAGAACUCCAAUGCAUUCUUCACUCUACGGAGGUCGGGCCGAGUGGUGCGCCGCGUCGAAGGCGCGCCCCCGGUGUCCUUCCGCGACUGGCAGCCCAUUAAAAUCAAAGAAGACCAUCCCAACCCUAACAUCAAUCUCAAAGAUCUAAUGUACGCUGAGACUCUCCAUUUGCUAAAACCCCUCAUACAUCUUGCUGCCAUGAGAGUAUUUGGCUCAAAGGCAUGGAAGCAAUGGUUCAUUGCUCUCGGACUUGACUUGGCAAGUAUGAAGCUAUACAACAGACAUGUAAACAAUUUGCCAUAUGAACAAAGAAUAGAAAUAAGCCGUAGGAAGUUAGGAAUGAUUCUGUACUUGCUAAGGAGUCCGAUGUACAAUGGAUACUCACAGAGAGUUAUUGAGGGUUCUCUUACAUCCCUUUCAAAAUCCAUCCCACUGGCUUCAUUCAUUGUUAGUCCAAUUAUACAAUAUUUGAAUCAUUGGCAAGAAAUCUACUUCUAUAUGUGGGCUUCAUAAAUCAAUUUAUCCGUUAUAAGGUGUUGUAAAUGGUGGUUUUGUUAGUAUUUAAUCCAAGUUCAGGGGAUACAUUUUAUAAUCUAUCAUUUUCAUAAUUCCACUGCUUAUGUUUUGAUAACAUUCGCCAAAUUCAUAUCUCUUCAAAUAAUGUUUGUAUUGCUUUGAAGGAUUUUAUGUAUGUAGGUAUAAUUUAAUUAAACAAUUUUGUGUACCUGCAACAUUUUUAGUUUUAUAUCUUCUGUGUUUAAUACAUUAUAAUGUUUAGGGUUGUGUUGGUAGUUUAUACCAACCUUUGCUGUGCAAAAGUCUCCCUUCAACAUAACAUUCCUCUUUAAGUUAUUAUAAGCGAAAGUGAUUCUACUAGUGUGAGAGCAGGAGGAAUUUUCAUUCAUUGAACCUUUGUUUUUGUUUAACCCUUGAAAAUAUACCUAUGCCUGUCACGAUUAUGGUGAUUAUGGUGUUAUAGGAAUUCUACUAAUUUUCAAUACAAAAACACAUUUUAUUUACCUAUACAGUAGAAUCUCGAUUAACCGGACUUCGAUUAUCCGGAUAUCCGAUUGUCCGGACUCAUUCUUCAUGGUUUCUAAUUACCGAUUCAGGAUCUGGACCCAUAAAAACCGAAGGCGCUGCCAACGUAACAUAGUACGGACGUCUUUUUGGUUCAUUGUUAAAAGAAAUGGAUGUCCAAAUUGUCCAAUGGUCUAAAAUUUAGAUUUUUAGCCUCUAAAAUGAUGUAUUGAAAACCCUUUCUGUUGUGUGUAAAAAGUUAAUUAUUGUUUGAUUUUACUUUGGAAUCGAUUAUCCGGAUUUUCGAUUAUCCGGACCACCCCUGGUUUUAAUUGAUCCGGAUAAUCGGGAUUCUACUGUACAUUAUCUUAUAUGCUGAGCGAUAAGACAUUUGUAAAAAUUGUGUAUGUUAUAAAAUAUUGAUUCAAUUAACUCCAACAUUUAUUAUUUGAAUCUGGAAGUGUGAGAAAGUGAUAUUUCAAAUAUUUUAUCAAUAACAACGUUGAAUCUUUAAAUUAUAUGUAACAAUAUUAUUUAACCAGAGGUCAAAAACUUGCAAUUUAACAAAAAUAUUGACAAUUUUGACAAGGUUUGUUUGUAUCCCUGUUAUAAUUAACUAUGUAAAAUAUACAUACAUAAUUUACACAUGUUUAUUUACAUAUUACAUAAAAUGUAUUGGCACUGGCUAUGCUAUAACAAACAGCGAAUGCAGGUACUAUGUUACCAUGUUUAGUAUUGCAAUGUUUAUGUUUUGAAUAGCGAAAAUAUUAUUUUUGUAGAACUUUCAAGCUUUUUUGGCAAGUCAGAGACAAGACAAACAAACGGAGGUUAGGACGAUAAUUAUUAUUAUGUUAUUUUUUUAUGGGUGAUGGAAUUGUGCUGGUAUUGCGUAAGAUUCAUCGAGCUGUAGGCUAAGUUUAUACAGAUAUGCAUUGUAGACAAUAUUAAUAAAGCCUUUGUUAUUGAAAAA